Messenger RNA from Closterium sp. Naga37s-1, 678 nucleotides. Lineage: Eukaryota; Viridiplantae; Streptophyta; Zygnematophyceae; Desmidiales; Closteriaceae. The record is from the annotation of a GenBank genome assembly.
AUGGUGCUGUGGGAGCUGACGCUGGCGACGGCGUAUUUCCUCGGGCUCAAGCGCACGUACCGCCUGGCGCUCAAAAUGCAGAAGAGGGUCCUUCUCUCGCGACCCGGGAUUCGCGACUUCGCGAAAAGGCGCACACGAGCGGUGUUCGGAGUGGCGCUGACGGCCGUUGAAACCAUCCAGCAUAGGGACAUCGAGAUUGGUCGCUCUGUGGGAAACUUCCUCCUCCGCUUCCUCGACCGCAUGAAGCCCUCGGCGCACAUUCGAGGGGAUGGACCCAUGCCAGGAGGGGCAGGAGGAGGGGGGGUUCAUUCAAGCCAUGCCCCACCCACGCCGGGAGGAGCAGCAGGAGGGGGGCAUCAAAACCAUGCAGCCAUUCCGGGAGGUACAGCACGGGACAGUGGGGUGGUAGCAGGGCACAGCGUUGGAGGGUCUGGAGCACUUCAGAUUCAUGGAGCCCCUUCACUCGUGCUACCAGCUGCCCUGCAAGCCCGAGACAGCCUGCCCGCCAUGCCCCGAUAUCUACAGUCUCCUUUAUUACAGAAGGCAUUGUUUCCUUCACAGUCCGCCCCCACAUCCUCCACGUAUCUAGCGUAUCAUGGCGCUGCUGGUGUCGCCCCUGCUGCGUUCUCCUGCUUGCCAAGAAUAGUCCAACCGCUGCUGGCAUGUCCGCCCAGAUGA